AUUGCAAAGAUCGAGCCUGUGCCUCUCGCGAAUCGCCCAUCCCCUUGGUGGCUGGUCUUCUGGUCCUCUUUCCCAGCGGACUCCGCGCGAGGCAUCGUUGUGGGCGCCGUGUGACCAUGGGGCGCGUCAUCCGCUCCCAGCGUAAGGGUGCGGGCUCCAUCUUCCGCUCGCAUACGCACCGCCGCAAGGGGCCUGCCCAGUUCCGGUCCAUUGACUACUCGGAGAGGAAUGGCUACAUCAAGGGAGUCAUUGGCGAGAUUGUGCACGACAGUGGGCGGGGGGCCCCCCUGGCGCGGGUGACCUUCCGGCACCCGUUCCGGUUCAAGCACCAGAAGGAGCUGUUCAUUGCGGCGGAGGGCAUGUACACGGGCCAGUUUGUGUACUGCGGCAAGAAGGCCACGCUGUCCAUUGGCAACGUGCUGCCGCUGCGCAACAUGCCCGAGGGGACCAUCUGCAGCAACGUGGAGCAGCGGGUCGGGGACAGGGGCGCUUUUGCGCGCGCCUCAGGGGACUACGCCAUUGUGGUCAGCCACAACCCGGACGCCGGCACAACCAGGAUCAAGCUGCCGUCUGGCGCCAAGAAGAUUGUGCCCAGCGGCUGCCGUGGCAUGGUGGGCCAGAUUGCGGGCGGUGGGCGGACUGAGAAGCCGCUGCUCAAGGCCGGCAACGCGUACCACAAGUACAAGGUGAAGCGCAACUGCUGGCCCAAGGUGCGUGGUGUGGCCAUGAACCCUGUGGAGCACCCGCACGGUGGAGGUAACCAUCAGCACAUUGGGCACGCAUCCACGGUGCGGCGUGACGCGCCUCCAGGGCAGAAGGUCGGACUGAUUGCUGCCAGGAGGACGGGCCGGCUCCGCGGGCAGUCAGUGAUGAAGGAGAAGGGCAUGAGGGAUUCUUAGACGAUCCGAGCACAAUUGAGUCAGCAAACACGAUGUGCAAAGCUGAUGUCGCCUAUGCCAUCCAUUGUAUGUAUAUGUGUCCUGCUGUAGCAUCCACUUAUUACGCGACAAGUGCUUAAAGUGAUUAAGCACAUGUGUCAGAAGUCGCUGGCGAGAAUGGGCUGGCAUGGGUGCAUCCCGGAAAGCAUCAAAGCUUGUUUUGGUCGGCCCUACCUUUUUCACAUUGUUUAGUGGUCGAAGAUGAUUUCUUCACUUGCGCUGUUGCAUGAGGUG
Messenger RNA from Klebsormidium nitens, 1172 nucleotides. The record is from the annotation of a GenBank genome assembly. NCBI's taxonomy places the organism in Eukaryota, Viridiplantae, Streptophyta, Klebsormidiophyceae, Klebsormidiales, Klebsormidiaceae.